CUUCUCAAAUCCUUCAUCAGAAGUAAAUCUACACAUACACACAUACAACCGAAGAUAUAGAUAUAUAACAGAUAGAUACAGAUGACGUCAUCAUCGUCAGCGAGAGUAGAUCUGGACGGAAACGCAAUAAAGCCGUUAACGAUAUGCAUGAUCGGUGCCGGUGGAUUCAUCGGUUCACAUUUAUGUGAGAAAUUGAUGAAUGAAACACAACACACAGUGUUAGCUGUUGAUGUAUAUAAUGAUAAGAUCAAGCAUUUACUUGAACCGGAUUCUCUUCCUUGGACCGGCCGGAUUCAGUUUCACCGGCUCAACAUCAAAAACGAUUCGCGCCUUGAAGGUCUUAUCAAAUGCUCCGAUCUGACGGUGAACUUAGCUGCGAUCUGUACUCCUGCGGAUUACAAUACGCGUCCUCUUGACACAAUUUACAGCAAUUUCAUCGAUGCGCUCCCUGUGGUUAAGUACUGUUCAGAGAAUAACAAGCGUCUCAUUCACUUCUCUACUUGCGAAGUAUAUGGAAAAACUAUUGGCAGCUAUCUUCCCCAAGAUAGUCCCCUGCGACAGGACCCUGCUUACUAUAUUCUCAAGGAAGAUACUUCCCCUUGCAUUUUUGGCUCAAUUGAGAAGCAGAGAUGGUCUUAUGCAUGUGCAAAACAGUUGAUUGAGAGGUUGAUCUAUGCCGAGGGUGCGGAGAAUGGUCUUGAGUUCACCAUUGUAAGGCCUUUUAACUGGAUUGGCCCUAGGAUGGAUUUCAUUCCCGGGAUUGAUGGUCCCAGCGAGGGAGUUCCAAGGGUUCUUGCAUGCUUUAGUAAUAAUCUUCUCAGGCGUGAGCCUCUUAAGCUUGUGGAUGGUGGUGAAUCACAGAGAACCUUUGUUUAUAUCAAAGACGCUAUUGAAGCUGUUCAUUUGAUGAUUGAAAAUCCUGCUAGAGCUAAUGGUCAUAUCUUCAAUGUUGGUAACCCUAACAAUGAAGUUACAGUAAGACAACUUGCUGAAAUGAUGACCAAGGUAUAUGCAAAAGUAAGUGGAGAAGAUUCAAUAGAGACUCCGACCGUUGAUGUCAGUUCCAAAGAGUUUUAUGGUGAAGGUUAUGAUGACAGCGACAAAAGAAUUCCAGAUAUGACCAUUAUAAACAAACAAUUAGGUUGGGACCCAAAGACAUCGCUAUGGGACUUGCUUGAAUCAACACUUACCUACCAACACAGGACAUAUGCCGCAGCAGUUAGGCAAUCAAUUGCAAAACCAGUAGCCAAUUAAAAAUUGUGUUUGGAAAAAAAGUGUCCUGGUUCACAUCCAUGUUUGCUGUAAUACUUUUGAAGAAACCUCGAGUAUCAUUGGUUCAUUUCUUUGUCCAACGUUUUGUUAUAUCAUGUCCAAGAUAGUUAAAAAGUUGUUAGGAGACUCUCGCGCCUGUAAUUUGUAGUAAGGGAACUCUGCCUGUAUAAUUCUCCUCUGCUGUGUACACAACCAAAUAAUUGGGCUUUUCUUUCAUACCUAGUCGUCCUCCUGGCAGUUUGUGCUAUGGAGACCGUCGUUUCGGUUUUACAUUUGUUAUAUUUCUUUUGCUCAUGAGCCGAUGAGCGCUAAGUGUCGUGUUCUUUAAUUAGGUCUUGUUCGGACCCCUCUUCAUAAAUUAAAUAAAUUAUUGUUAUGUGUUUUUGUGGAA
Molecule: messenger RNA, 1663 nt
Organism: Erigeron canadensis
Lineage: Eukaryota; Viridiplantae; Streptophyta; Magnoliopsida; Asterales; Asteraceae
Product: UDP-D-apiose/UDP-D-xylose synthase 2-like
Exons: 9
Coding region: 82-1254 (390 amino acids)
Molecular function (GO): carboxy-lyase activity
Source: RefSeq, a predicted model, not a curated record